AUGUUGAUCAAGGUACGAACGUUGACCGGCAAGGAGAUCGAGCUCGACAUCGAGAAUGAGUACAAGGUCUCGCAGAUCAAGGAGAAAGUUGAGGAGAAGGAGGGUAUCCCGCCCGUCCAGCAAAGACUGAUUUAUGGUGGCAAGCAAAUGGUUGACGACAAAUCAGCGUCAGAAUAUGGUCUUGAGGCGGGUGCCACGCUCCAUCUUGUUCUCGCUCUCCGUGGAGGUGAGGCUUCAGACUUGUGUUGA
Colletotrichum truncatum is the source of this 249-nucleotide messenger RNA. Its product is annotated as nedd8-like protein. Lineage: Eukaryota; Fungi; Ascomycota; Sordariomycetes; Glomerellales; Glomerellaceae. Gene Ontology annotation, biological process: modification-dependent protein catabolic process; regulation of proteolysis; protein neddylation. The record is from RefSeq and is a predicted model, not a curated record. Gene Ontology annotation, molecular function: ubiquitin protein ligase binding; protein tag activity. Gene Ontology annotation, cellular component: nucleus; cytoplasm.